Opisthorchis viverrini is the source of this 390-nucleotide messenger RNA. RefSeq lists its product as hypothetical. NCBI's taxonomy places the organism in Eukaryota, Metazoa, Platyhelminthes, Trematoda, Opisthorchiida, Opisthorchiidae. The transcript has 3 exons. The record is from RefSeq and is a predicted model, not a curated record. Bases 1 to 390 code for a protein of 129 amino acids.
AUGCUCCACAACUUUCAGUACCUCUUUCUGGAUUGCUGUAUUCAGCAGCAUCGUUCUUAUCGUUUCCUUCUUCGAACUCUGCCAAGUAGCGGAAAUAGUCCGCUUUCCUUUCUCGGUUUUAGACGGUCAUUCGCGAGUCUCAUUCCUAAGCAAAAGCCGUAUGACCCCCUUCGAGCGGCCGUCAUAAGUAGGACAGGGAAAUCAGGAAACGAAAUGCUACGGGGUCUAUUCACCACUGUCGAACUUGGGGACAGAUCGCCAUCACAAAUGCUUCGCCACAUGCGUAGUCUCCUCUGCGGCCGUAAGCUAGCGGUGGAAAUCAUGGCCCAACUAUGGCCGGCUCGACAAACUUCCACCCUCCAUGUUCCACGUCAUCAGCGCUUUCGUUGA